GCUUAUAAACACUACUUAUAUACAGAUAUAUAAACUUCGUAUAAUGAUAAUUAUUGAUGUUGUUUAUAAUAAUAAUAAUAAUAUAAAAAUAAUCAUUAAUCGCCGAUAGGUGUACACUUCUCGGUUUUCACUUUUUAACGUUUGACACUUUUGUGGCGUAGACACUUGUUCACGACGACAGUGCGUGUUGAACGGCUUAGACGUACCACAGAUUUUGUUUAACGCGUUGUACGAUCGAACGGACGGGGUUUACACCUACGAAACGGCAGUUCUCGUGCGAUCGUCGUCUGUAAAAACGAGUGAAGUAGGUACGCCGAAAACUGUAUUAUACAAAAAAAUAAUAUUGACAAUAAUCGUCGACCAUAAUACCGAGUGCAUCUUACUCGUGUGCGUUAUAUAACUACACAGGUAAUAAUAUAUAACAUCGUAAUCGGACACCAGUACCGCCUUCACCGUGCGACACCUAACUACUGUAAGUUUUGUGUGGGCGCCCCCCGUGCGAGUGUAUUGUGCACUCAAAUGUAAUACAUACCACGGGGACCAAGAUUUAGAACAUCGCUGAGAUGGACGAGUCGGCAGACGGUCUAUCCCCGACUGGCGGCGGCAGGACGAGUGCGCAGAGCUUCAAAGUGGUUCUGUUGGGCGAAGGGUGCGUGGGCAAAACGUCACUGGUGCUCCGGUACACCGAAGACAAGUUCAACGACAAACACGUUAGCACGCUACAGGCGUCUUUUGUCAAGAAAAAGCUCAACCUCAAUGGACGGAGAAUAAACCUGUCGAUAUGGGAUACAGCCGGACAAGAACGGUUUCAUGCCCUGGGACCGAUUUACUAUCGAAUGUCUAAUGGUGCAAUACUGGUUUAUGACAUCACUGAUGAAGAUUCAUUCCAAAAAGUGAAAAAUUGGAUUAAAGAAUUAAAGAAAAUGUUAGGAAGUGAAAUUUGCCUUGUUAUUGCUGGAAACAAAAUUGAUUUAGAAAAAGAUCGUACAGUUUCAGUAGAAGACGCAGAAAAUUAUGCCAGUUCAGUUGGUGCUGUACAUUUUCAUACGUCAGCCAAAUUGAAUUCAGGUAUUGAAGAAAUAUUUUUGAGUUUGUGUCGUAUGAUGAUUGAAAAAGCUGAUCAACAAAUUGCUGAUAAUUUAGUCACAUUAAAUCGAUCAGGAAGCACAAGAAGAAGAACAAUAAUAAUUGAUGAUGAAGACGAUGUGUCUUCCAAAGAACCGUCACGUUGGUGUUGUAGUAGUUAAUUGCUUUUUGCCUUUUUAAAUAUGGUUUAAAGAUACCAAUUUUAUGUUUAUAUAUAUAUAAUUUUUUUUGAGAAACAGUUUUGUUCGUGAUAUUUUUAACUUUUUAAAAAAAAUUAUAUUUUUAUAUUAGUUUAA
This is a messenger RNA of Aphis gossypii (cotton aphid), 1382 nucleotides long. It is a transcript of the gene Rab21, whose product is annotated as ras-related protein Rab-21. Bases 564 to 1247 code for a protein of 227 amino acids. The record is from RefSeq and is a predicted model, not a curated record. The transcript is spliced from 5 exons. NCBI's taxonomy places the organism in Eukaryota, Metazoa, Arthropoda, Insecta, Hemiptera, Aphididae. Gene Ontology annotation, biological process: Rab protein signal transduction. Gene Ontology annotation, molecular function: GTPase activity; GTP binding.